AAAUAUGUUCGAAGAUAGCUUUAACACUAUAAUAUUGUCUGUUGUUUCGUUAUUGGUUGCAUAUUACUUCUAUCUGCGCGAAUACAAAUGGAAGCGAUUCCCGCCUGGUCCUAUGGGUAUACCUUUGCUUGGAUAUACCCCGUUUCUUGGAAAAAAAGUUUCAGAAAAUUUGAUGAAAAUUGCGGAUAAAUUUGGACCUAUUUUCUCUCUCAAAAUGGGAGACCAAACUUGGGUUGUAUUGAAUACAUAUGACAUUCUCCAUGAGGCACUGGUGAAGCACGGAGAAAUAUUCUCAGGGCGUCCGCAAGUGCACAUAUAUAAAACGUUUACAAAGGGUUUAGGGAUCGGAUUCGUUGACUACGGCCCUUUCUGGAAAGAGCAAAGAAAAUUCGGAAUGAAGACUUUAAAAAGAUUUGGAUUCGGAAAUGUAUACAUGGAAGAUUUUGUUUCGAAAGAAGUUCAACAUCUUAUUGACGAACUUGAAUCAUACCACGGCAAACCGUUCAACUGUCAUGGUUUAAUUUCCAAUGCUGUUGCUAACAUCAUCUGCAGAAUGACAAUGAGCAAACGAUUCCCAUACGGAGAUAAAGAUUUCAAGGAGAUGCUGAGAUUGAUGAACAAAAGCUUAUCCGCCGCCCUAGAUGGGAAACUGUAUAAAAUCAUGGUUCUGGCUCCGUUUACGAGAUUUCUACCGGUAUUCUGGAGUUGUUACAACCGAUUGGCGAAAUCAAGGAAAGUUCUAUUGGAUACUCUGCAAGCUGUUGUUGACGAGCAUAAACAAACCUACGAUGAAAACAAAAUUCGGGAUUUCAUCGAUGAAUUUAUCAAAGAAAUGAAAACUCAAAAUGACAAAAACUCGAAUUUCACGGAUCAGCAAUUGGUUCAUUACGUGAGCGAUUUGUUCGUAGCUGGAACUGAAACAACAUCAAGCACUUUGCGUUGGUGUAUGUUGUGUCUUGCAACCUACCCAGAAAUUCAAGCAAAAUUGUUUCAUGAGAUCCAAAGCGUUAUUGGCGCAAAUAGAGCACCAAGUCUUAAAGACAAAGAUUUGAUGCCAUAUACUUGUGCUUUCAUUCAUGAAAUCACAAGACAUAGAAUCGUGAUGAACAUUUUUGUUCCACACAAAACAACUGCGAGUGUCAUGUUCAAAGGAUUCUAUAUCCCAAAGAAUACUCCGAUCAUUGCACACCCAUGGUCGGUUCAUUUCGACCCAAAGUAUUUCGAAAACCCUCAUGAAUUUUUGCCUGAAAGAUUUAUUGGAGAAGAUGGAAAGUUCGUUCCAAGUCCGCAAGUUAUUCCUUUUUCCCUUGGACCUCGAUACUGUCUUGGAGAAAAGCUCGCAAGAGCUGAAUUGUUCAUCUUUAUCACAGGAAUUGUUCAAUGGUUCAAGGUAUUACCGGAUCCAGAAAACCCGCUUCCAUCGUUCCAUGACGGAGUUGAAGGAGGAGUCCAUGCACCUCAUGAUUUUAACGUCAUCUUUUCUCGCCGCUAAAUGCUGUAAAAAGCCCUUUUUGCUUCUGUGUCGAUGUGGUAUCUUGUAGAAUAAUGCAAGAUAAAAUAAUUCAUUUAGGUACUACUUUUUCUUAUAACAGAAUGACCUCUGAAAAUUAAAAUAAAUUUCUCGA
Styela clava is the source of this 1625-nucleotide messenger RNA. RefSeq names its product cytochrome P450 2U1-like. Gene Ontology annotation, cellular component: cytoplasm; intracellular membrane-bounded organelle. Gene Ontology annotation, molecular function: heme binding; oxidoreductase activity, acting on paired donors, with incorporation or reduction of molecular oxygen, reduced flavin or flavoprotein as one donor, and incorporation of one atom of oxygen; iron ion binding. The record is from RefSeq and is a predicted model, not a curated record. Lineage: Eukaryota; Metazoa; Chordata; Ascidiacea; Stolidobranchia; Styelidae. Gene Ontology annotation, biological process: xenobiotic metabolic process.